AUGGAUGACCUUGCCGGCCUGAACUGGAACGCCUCCAGUACCCAAAGCUCCAAACCCGCGAACCCCACACCCACCGCCCCGAUCGGCUCCUAUCCAUCCCUGCGCCCUUCGCCCUCCCCCUUCGCCUCGGGGAGGAAUACUCCGCUCUCCACACAGGGCUCAGGCUCCUCUAGACCAAAACCUGCUGCUGCGAAGGCGACCGAGGACAGCUUCAGCAACCUCUUUAGUUUCGGCCCCUCGAAACUCAAUGCGAAUCUCAGCCUAAAGGAGCAACAGGAGCGACUCGAGGCUGAGAAGCGCAGGAAGGAAGAAGAGCGCCGAAAGAACGCCGAGUCGCAGUUCGGUAGCCAUUUUCUCGAUUCCCUAGGCUCGGGCGCCACGUCACGAACAUCCUCUCCCGCCAUUCCUCCACCUUCCACCGCAUCGAAACCCAACGGCGAUGACGACGACCUCUUCGCGGCUUUCCGAGCCGAUACUAAAGUAGACAACGCAAGCCACUACCCGCCGCCUCCUGAGUCCAGCAAGCCCACACCCCCACCUGGCCUCGAUUUGAGCAACCCAGCGUCGUGGAACCCGAGCCCUGGCGCCGACAAUGCUGCAUUCGCGGAGGACGACGACGAUCCCUUCGGUCUGAGCAACUUGCCGAAGCGGAAGCCCGCAGAACGGGCAAGCGCACCAGUUGCGGUUGCCAGCGAAGAUGACGACUUUCUAGGUGACCUCGGCCGGCCUGUUGAGGAAAUUCGGAAAAGGCAGGAGGUAGCGCAGCGGGCGGCGCAGCAACCAGAGCCUGGAAAGCCGAUAGAACUGGACGAAUCCGAUUCUGAAGAUGAGGUAGAUGCUCCUCAAUCUCCCCGAACUCGAACCCCCCGAGGUGAAGUCGAUCCAUUCGACAAAGCGGUUGCUCAAUUAGUAGAUUAUGGAUUCACCGAUGAAGACGCGCGGCGCGGCUUGACGGAGAGCGGGGCGGGUCUGAACGUCCAGGUUGCUGUGAACUGGCUGCUGGAUGACGCUCACAGGAGAUCCAAGGAGAAGGCUAAGGGAAGCGCCCCCCAGCGUCCCACCAGAAAUACACGGGAUGCCUCUCCAGGUCAAUCACAACCGCCGUGGGCUCGAGACGGUCCCUCUGGCCCCGAAAACCGACCUCAGGCUAGUGGCGAUAACGACCUAGCUAAGACUGCAGCUGCGAUGGGGACAAGUUUCUUAAAAACGGCCAACUCGCUCUGGAAAACUGGCCAGAAGAAGGUUCAGAAAGCCGUGGCAGAUUUCCAGUACGAAGGAGACCCAAACCAGCCGAAGUGGAUGCGCACAGCGCAGCAGGACAGAAUGCAUGCAUCCGAGAAGCAGCCCGAUGCUACUGAUGAAGCCAUGAUGCUUGAUUCUGGAAUGCGACCAGACCGUCGCCCGGCUCGCGGCCAGCAACCUUCCUCGCGCGAACGAUCGCCUGCCGUACCGCCGCCCCAGUCCCAUCGACAAAGCCCAGGACCACCCAAAUGGCAGCAACAACAAUCCCGCCCUCUUGACGCGCGAUCGCGCUUGAACAGGCUUGCUGCCGAGGAUGAUGAUGUGUCGACGUAUGUGAGUCCAAACCGAAGACGAAAGGCGACGCCGGUGGAGUCGCCCAAGCCACCUCCCUCCGAGGAGCCGGACCUUCUUUUUGGCACCACUUCUACACCAUCCACCACUACUACCACCCUUCCCCAACGGCCGGCACAAAAGACACCAGCCGCGGCGCCCAAACGAGCUACUCCGCCCAUGCCCAAGCCAACACCGCGCCCGACGCGCCAAAUCCCCGCCAUUACGCCCAUCGCUCUUCAAACUUCCACGAAGCACCGACUCGAAGGAACGGCGCAUUUCAAGCGUGGCGACUUCGCAUCGGCGCAUGAAUCUUACUCAUCUUCCCUCCUCGCCAUCCCAGCUACCCACCCACUUAGUAUCAUCCUCCUUACAAACCGUGCCUUGACGAGCCUCAAGACCGGCGAGGCCAAGCAGGCGCUCGAAGAUGCGGACCAGGCCAUCAAGCUCAUCGGUCCUAGUCUCGGCCAGGGUGAGACGGUGGCAGUCGUGGUUGAGAGCGGCGGCGAGGAGCACCGCGACAUGAAGGAUCUGUACGGCAAGGCGCUCAGCCGAAAGGCCGAGGCGCUGGAGCAAAUGGAACGGUGGGCCGACGCGGGCACGGUCUGGCAGUCGUGCGUCGAGGCGGGUGUCGGCGGCUCAGCCGCUAUCGCCGGCCGACAGCGAUGUCAAAAAGCCAUAGCCCCCAAGCCCAAGCCGACUCCCCGUCCUGCUGCGAUCCCCAAGCCGAAACCCCGUACCUCGGCGCUGUCCGAUCUCGGCCCCCAGAAGAAUUCCGAAGCCGUGGAGAGGCUACGGGCGGCGAACCAGGCCGCCGCGCGCGAGGACGAGGAGAAGUUUGUCAUUUCGGAGCGCGUCGAUGCGCGGGUUGGGGCAUGGCGUGACGGGAAGAGGGAGAACCUGCGGGCGCUGCUUAGCAGCCUCGAUCAGGUGCUCUGGGAGGGUAGUGGAUGGAAGAAGGUCGGGCUCCAUGAGCUUGUGAUGGCGAAUAGGGUCAAGGUGAUUUACAUGAAGGCGAUUGCCAAGACGCAUCCGGACAAGCUACCACAGGAUGCCUCGACCGAGGUGCGGCUAAUCGCGGGAACGGUGUUUAGCACGCUCAAUGAGAGCUGGGACAAGUUUAAGGCGGAGAAUGGACUGUAG
Molecule: messenger RNA, 2715 nt
Organism: Scedosporium apiospermum
Lineage: Eukaryota; Fungi; Ascomycota; Sordariomycetes; Microascales; Microascaceae
Exons: 2
Coding region: 1-2715 (904 amino acids)
Biological process (GO): clathrin-dependent endocytosis; clathrin coat disassembly
Cellular component (GO): vesicle; intracellular membrane-bounded organelle; cytoplasm
Molecular function (GO): clathrin binding
Source: RefSeq, a predicted model, not a curated record